CUAUUCGGCAUGUUCCGCUAUUGUUGUUCAAGCGAGGCAGCCUGCGUACUUCAUCGUGACCGCUUUCGAACCUCGGGCUCGGUCAAUUUCUGCUCGUUCGGGAAGACGCCAAGCCAAGAACAAGGUUUCACCCGCGUGGCGCUGGCUGCAGCCACCUCGGCUAUGUCGUGCCUGUGAUUCGGCUGCUAGGCCAUGCCAGGCUCCAUUUCCCAUAUAUACCGAGAGUGGGGGACGGGAUGCCCCUUUCCCUUGCUAUCGAAGUCUCAUCAUCAAAUUACCUGCGAUAUCGAGAGUCUGACGCAGAAGAUGCUCAUCCCCUUCGCGGUUCUCUUGUCGGGCAUCGCCACAACAGUCUCUGCUCGUCGACAUGCAUCAAGUAGCGAGAAAACGUUCGACUGUUAUCCCGCAGGAUGGGUCAGGGCGCCUGAUCUCUACCCAGGUCUCUCCACUCCGGCCGAUGCUCGAUUGUACCUCAACGGGACUGAAUGCAACCAGAUCGUUAAAUGGGAAGUCGGUUUACGUCUCAAAGAGCGAGCCAUUCUGAAAUUCGCGGCUAGCAACGUGACCUUGCCCGAGCGUCCUGUAUGGAACGAAUCAUUCAUCGUACGAGGCGCGGACCAAAACUCGGAAGACGAACCUGGUCUCGCCCCUAUACUGGAGGGAGGCUGGCAUAGCACUAAGGGGGCGGAAGACCCAUAUCAUAAGCUCAUGGAGGAGUACGAGGAAAAGCGCAAAGACAAGAAUCUCUGGAUCAUUCGUGCUGUCGAAAGGGACAUAUUCGACUACAAACUGGAACUCCAGCUGCAUGACGGCUCCGAAAAUACAUCGACCGUGAAUGAUUUCGACUUCUACGCAGUGCGACAAUUUAACGUCCAUGUACCUCUGACCAACUACCCUCCCCAAUUCGGAGAUGGCGUGAUUUCAUACAGCUUCGGCGACGACGAUGUAUCCGAGGUGGAAGGGAUGUUUGAGUAUUACUUCAGUCUGACAAAGGCAGAUGGAGACAUUAUAGACGUCAUUGCUGGUCAGAGCGGCUUCUUGCCAGGUGGUCAUGCACAGACCGCUUCCUCUGACUUGCAGAAGGAAGUGACAUUGGCUCGACCAGACAACUUGAAACCGGCUGGGGCACCUGACCAUUAUGAUAUUGGGCCAUGGCUUCCCGCUUGUGAUGAAGGCAGCGACGCCAACUUCACUGUCAGCCUGUCUAUCCCUAAUCAAGGACAAUUGGUUUCGAAUACUGCGUAUCCUGUACAAGUCACCAUCGACAAGGUUGGAAACGGCACUGAAUAUCCGGUAUACGUCAAGCUUGAAUUGGCUUCUUGCCGAAAUGAUACUUGGGCAAUGGGAUACGCUCGAAACGGAUCUCAACAGGCGGUUGCAGACAGUUGCUCAUCUAUCUCUGAGUACGGCGAGCUUACACGAUUCAGCCUGCCUAAUGGCCGUGGCCUAGUGCGUCGGCAACAACCUAUGGAUCAGAUCUGCGGGCCAGAUCCGGAGAGGCAUGCAGAGGAUGAAAGCGAGGAGGAAAGUUUCAUGAUGAGGCGUUCGAUGUGGCGCAUGGCGCAUGGCCGUGAGAAGUCCGGUGGAAAGAAGCUCGAGAGGGACUCCUGGCAUCUUCCGCUAGAUCUAGACCUUGCCGUUCGACCUUUUUCGAUCUGAACAACCUGAUUAGAGUGCAACUCUUCACCCAAUUCUCCUGUGAAGAAGAGUCGGCUGGAUCUUCGACCACACCCGUAUCCGACUUGACCGACGACGAUGCAUGGGCAGGAGAGUACCGACCCAGACGGCCGAAGGCGAGGGGAUACCGCCGCACCCACUAUGGUGUUAUCCCGGUCACCGU
Messenger RNA from Filobasidium floriforme, 1840 nucleotides. RefSeq lists its product as uncharacterized. The record is from RefSeq and is a predicted model, not a curated record. The transcript is spliced from 9 exons. NCBI's taxonomy places the organism in Eukaryota, Fungi, Basidiomycota, Tremellomycetes, Filobasidiales, Filobasidiaceae. Bases 193 to 1659 code for a protein of 488 amino acids.